GAUAUAUUAUAUAUAAAACCGUGUCGCUCGCAUACUCACACUCUCACGAUAAUAUAACCAUAUUGGCGAUAGGCUACACAGUAAAAGCGUGUUAUACUGCAUGCAACGUUGUAUAUUAGGCCUCAAAGUAUACAUAUAGAUAUAUUUAGAACGCUGCGUGCGUGCGUGCGUCGACGUCUGCGCUGCGACUCCGGUUCUUCAGUGCGCGAAGCUACACAUACACGUUCAUAUACGUCUGCGACGUGCGUGUGCGUGGGUUAAUAAUUCGCCGAUGUGUGAAACACGCUGAACUAUUAAGCCUGCAAUAAAUCAUCGCUCAAUGAGCGAACGAUGGUAGGAGCCAGUGCGACGAAAUAGAGUCGAACUAAGCACUGAGACAGUUUUUCAGUGAUCAAAGUUUAAUAAAAAAGAGACUCGAUGCGCAUCGGUCUCUCUCUAUCUGUCUCUCUCUCACUCACUUCGGUAAAUACAUGUAGGCUGCGUCGCGACACUCGUGAUAUAUAGACAGUCAGAAACUCCGAACUACCCAUAUUCAUCGUGCUGAUGCGCUAAUGCAUGCCUGGCUGUUACAAUACAGACUUGUAUUAUAUAUGUGACUUUAAUGUACUGCGUGUGAGCAGCUGAGCAAGUGCAAAGACUAAACCCCUGCCAUUGCAACGAGUGUUUCAAUUAUACAUUACACGCUCAAAAGCGUAUAAUCAAUUCGUGUAGCCAUGAGCAGUGCAUAACUCACUUAUCGAGUGCUGGUGACUGUGGAGUGUGCGAUUACUCGUGAAUAAAAAAAACGUGGAUGCGCGCGCGAUAUUCGCUACUAUGAAAUAUCUCGAGCACGCCUAAUAUAGGUGCAUAGUGAAAAGUUUAAUAGCUGUUAAAAAGCCCAGAGCCGACAAAUAUGCCGAAUCCAGGGCCUCAAGGUGAGCCAAGAGGUCGAGGGAGACCUCCAAAGCUGCGCACGGUUUGUACCUGGUGCGGCGAGAACAAGCUCAUUCUCAAGUACGUCCUACCUACUCAGCAUGGCAAAAAAGAGUUCUGCUGUCCAACUUGUCUAGCUGAGUUUCGCAAGGCUUACGUGCACGGGGCUUGCGUGCAAUGUGACAAUGUUAUUCGUGGUACUCCUGUUAAAUUGGAGCUGAAAAACGAACCAGCCAAACUAUUUUGUUCGACAAUGUGUCUUAACAAACAUCAAAAGAAAGCUUUGGCCAAAGCAGCAGCCUCGGCUGCGGCUGCUGCAGCUGCUGUGGCAACUCCUGCUGGUGAUAGUAAGAAAAACUCAGAUGAACAAGUACAAUUGGCUUCCUCAUCAUCGAUGCCCAAUCAGAAGAGCAACAACAGCACAACAACAGUAUCAAACAAUACCUCAACUCCAACGACAGUUCCAGCGUUAUCCAACAAUCAUUUGGUUAGUCCAUCUGCCAAUUCUCCUAAUCAAUUAUCAUCGCCAAGUACCACUGGUGCUAUUCAACAACCUAUACCAUUCGACUGGGAAUCCUAUUUGAAAGAAACAAACAGUGAAGCAGCCCCUCCUGAAUGCUUCAAACAGCAUGCAGAUCCACCGACUAAUGAAUUUCAAAUAAAUAUGAAAGUGGAGGCAUUAGAUCCUCGUAAUGUUACUUCAACUUGUAUUGCCACUGUAGUAGGAACGCAUGGACCUAGACUCAAGUUGAGAUUGGAUGGUUCUGACAACAAAAAUGAUUUUUGGCGUUUAGUUGAUAGCAAUGAAAUUCAUCCAAUUGGUACUUGUGAAAAAGGCGGUGGAAUGUUACAACCUCCACUUGGUUUUAGAAUGAAUGCUUCUAGUUGGCCUAUGUUUCUUCUAAAAACUUUGAAUGGAGCAGAAAUGGCUCCAGCUAAUGUGUUUAAACCAGAACCACCAACUCCAAGAAAAAAUAUGUUUAAAGUUGGUCAAAAGUUAGAGGCAAUUGAUAAAAAGAAUCCUCAAUUAAUUUGUACAGCAACUGUUGGAGCAGUUAAAGACCAAUCAAUUCAUGUAUCUUUCGAUGGAUGGAGAGGAGCAUUUGAUUACUGGUGCAGAUAUGAUUCCAGAGAUAUAUUUCCACCUGGCUGGUGUCAAAAAAGUGGACACCCAUUACAGCCUCCAAGACAAAAACCACCUGGACCAAAUAGAUUUAAAAAUCGAACAAGUAAUAUUCAAUCGACGCCUCCAGGUACAUCUGCUACUGGAACUGGACAAGAACCAGUGUCAGCAUUAGUAAGCUCUGCAAGUUCUAAUGUACCAUCUCAAAUAGCCACUGAGCCCGAUACAAGCACAACUAGUACUAAAACGAUAUCUACUGAAAAAGUUACAUUUUAUUCUAAUCAUAGCUGUUCUUUUGGGCCCUACUUUUUUCCACAUAAAAUGAAGGCUUUUUUAGAUCAAUUCACUGAUCAAGCCACAUCAGUCAUUAAAAAUAUACUUCAAGGAUUUUUGACAGCAGCGAUUAGUCCUCGUCAAAUAUUAAGCUUAUUCAGACGUGGAGAAGGCGAAAGUAUUACUUUGACAAUUGAUAAUAAAUCAACUACUGUUGUAUUACCUGUGUUUAUGGAAGAAGAUGAUGUAUAUGUGUAUAUGAAACAACAAUUAGAAGAUAUGCGUGUUUGUGAAAAUAUGUUUACUAAAAGAAAUGAAGGCUGCAUCAAGUGUCAGAAUAAACUACAAGAUUCUGCCAAGAAAGAAGAAUUGACUAAUGGUACAAUGAAAAGAAAAUGGUCAGAUUCAAAAGAAAAUCUUGCAAUGCCUCAGCCAUCUCAUGUGCAAAAGAGGGAUUCAGAGACAUCAGUUAAUCUUGUAACACCAAAUCCUAUACCAACAUCUAAUCAUGUAACAACAAAUCAAGCACCAUCACCACCAAAACAAGUUAAAAAAUCUGUUCCUGAAUUGGAAGCAGCUACUUCUACUACUCAAAAUGAAAAUCCACUUCAAAGAAUUCAAACAAUUGAACCAGGUGAAUGGACCAUUGAAGAUGUUAUUCAAUUUAUAGCUAUAACUGAUCCAGCUUUAGAACAUCAUGCAGAUUUGUUCAGAAAGCAUGAAAUUGAUGGCAAAGCCUUGCUUCUUUUGAAUUCAGAUAUGAUGAUGAAAUAUAUGGGAUUAAAACUUGGACCAGCUUUGAAGAUUUGUAAUUUAGUUAAUCGAAUUAAGGGCAGAAGACAUAUUUUACUGUGAUUAACUUGCAUGCACAUUAACUUGUAAAUCAUUUAAAGCCUGUGUUAUUCAAUUGUUAUAUAUGAUUUUGUUUAAAACUGUUUCAAGUCCAGUUUAAAAUGAUCUUUAAACACAAAUAUUUUUUUAAACUAUCUGCUUGUUGAAACUUUAUUAAAACAAAUAGUUAGUUUGAAAAAAUUAAGAACUAAAUAUAAACUUAAUUAUAUUGGUAUCAAGCGGUUGCAUAUCAAUUAAUUCAUUGUUUUGUGAAUAAUUGGAUACAUUUACAUGUAGAUUUUACACAUGUUACUAUCAAAAGUUUUCAACUGAAAAGUGAAAAAAUUUUCUAUAAUUUAUUUUAUUAUUCAAAAAUUGUGAAUAUUCACACUUUUGAAAUGUGAAUGUUAACUAGUCACACUUUUUUUUCUUUCUUUUUCUUAAAUUCAUAGAUAUAGAUAUUAAUGAAUAGAAUGGAUGAACUUAGUAUGAAAUUUGAUAUUUUAUGAAUUGACAACACUUAUAUGCAUUUCUUAUAAUUGUGCUUUUAUGAAUUAACUUUAUACUUUACAAGUAAUGUAUCAUAAUUAUUCUCAAAUUUGUAUUGUUUAAUUUACUUAAAAAAAAUGAAUUUGAUUCAUUUAUCAUGCAAGUUAUUUACAGAUUUGCAAAAGAUAAAUUCUUGAAUGAAUUUAUACAUUUUGAACUAAAAAGAGAAUUAAUUCUGAUCUUGUAGUUAAAGUUCCAAAGAAGUCUUUUCCUGAUUUUGAAUACUUUAAGUAGUACAAUACAGUUUCAACACUUACAAAAAACUAUACAGAUUUUUUUUUCAAGUGUAAAAUCAUGGACUGUGAUUUUUUAAAUUUAAGGAAACUUUGAGUAGUGACUGAUGAAAACGUAAAUAAAAUGUAACGCUGUAAUUAUUGUAAAGUUAAAUAGCUUAAGUGUAUGAGUGAAUAUGAAAUAAAUCAUGAAUUGAUUAGAUUUGUGAAAAUAACAUAAAAAUUGAAAAAAACAAACACUAUUUUUUUUGUUUAGUAUGUAAGCAAUUAGUUUACAAUAUAUAAGAAUAAAUCUCAUCAUUAAAUAAUUAUCUUAAUCUGCUUUCUCUAUGGGCCUUUCACAAAGAAAUAGGAGAAAUAGAUGAAGAUCAUUGUCAUGCCUGAUGAUAUGAAAAGAAAAAUUAAUCAAAUCUGUAUAAAUCUAAUGUAUACAUUUAUGUAAUUUACUUGUUUGUAAAA
Messenger RNA from Trichogramma pretiosum, 4380 nucleotides. RefSeq names its product polycomb protein Scm (gene Scm). Gene Ontology annotation, cellular component: nucleus. The transcript has a single exon. The coding region runs from base 893 to 3163 and encodes 756 amino acids. The record is from RefSeq and is a predicted model, not a curated record. Gene Ontology annotation, biological process: regulation of DNA-templated transcription. Gene Ontology annotation, molecular function: protein binding. Lineage: Eukaryota; Metazoa; Arthropoda; Insecta; Hymenoptera; Trichogrammatidae.